This is a messenger RNA of Girardinichthys multiradiatus, 822 nucleotides long. It is a transcript of the gene vkorc1, whose product is annotated as vitamin K epoxide reductase complex, subunit 1. Gene Ontology annotation, molecular function: vitamin-K-epoxide reductase (warfarin-sensitive) activity. Bases 81 to 584 code for a protein of 167 amino acids. NCBI's taxonomy places the organism in Eukaryota, Metazoa, Chordata, Actinopteri, Cyprinodontiformes, Goodeidae. The transcript is spliced from 3 exons. The record is from RefSeq and is a predicted model, not a curated record. Gene Ontology annotation, biological process: vitamin K metabolic process; peptidyl-glutamic acid carboxylation.
CGUCUCCCAUGAUGGGAGGACACUGGGUAGAUUUGCUAUAACUGUUACAAGCGAUUAAUCUUGACCGUAAGAGCGUCCACAUGGCUGAGGCUCAGGAAAUGCCGAGAUGGGAGCGCAAAGUGCGCAUAAUUUUGGCUCUUCUGGGUUUGGUGCUGUCUGCCUAUGCUCUCCAUGUGGAGCUCUCCCGAGAGAGAGACCCAGAUUACAGGGCAAUGUGCGACCUGGGGGAGUCUGUGAGCUGCUCCAAGGUUUUUACCUCCAGAUGGGGACGUGGUUUUGGUUUGGUCCAGCUCGUUGUGGCCAAGGACAGCCUUCUGAACCAGCCCAACAGUGUGCUCGGCAUCGCAUUUUACACUCUGCAGAUGGGCCUUGGAUUGUCUCUGUCUAAAAAGGCAGCCCUGGCCUUGGUCCUCUCCUCCUGGGUGUCCGUGGCUGGCUCAAUUUAUCUUGCAUCUAUUCUCGCCUUUGUUCUGGGAGAUUUCUGCAUGGUGUGCGUCUCAACGUAUAUUGUCAAUUUUGCACUGCUCUACACCAACCUGAAGAGAAGGAAAGCAAUUGAAGGACUGAAGGAAAAGACUGGAUAGGAAAUGCAACAUUUGUUAAAGGCUAACCUGGGCCAAAAUGAUUCGCUGUUUUUAUACCAUUCAUAAAGAAAUAAUUGCAGAUUCUUCUUAGAAAAUCUGAUCAUUUUAGUGAUGAACUGAAAAAAAUACAUAUUUUUGUAUACCAUUUCGCAUUUGUGACAGGCUUUAAAUAUUUGUCAAAUAUCUUAUGGUCUGAUAUGAUUUUACUUUAUGCAAUAAAAGCACAUUUUUACCAUCA